AUGGCUGAAAUGGCUCAGCUGCUGAAGGGGGCAAAGGAUAAAGGAAAGGCCUAUAUGACUAUCACAGAAGAAGAUAAUGAGGAUCAUCCUCCGGGUUUUACCCUACCCCAUGUGCAAACUCAACCUGAGGCAUAUCCCCGAAGGCCGUCCGUCACAAUAAGGCCUCAACAUGGGCAAGUCGAUCCUGGAACACCCAUGAACUUUCAAACUGGCUCGGGAUCCAACCCAGGAGAUAACCCUACCAAUCCAGUCAUCCCUGAUUUAGAUGUAGCUGAGAGGGAAGAGAUGAGACUCGAAUCAUCAAGGCAAUUAGAUGAACGUUGUAGAUGGUUAGAGGAGAAAUUUAAGGCAUUGGAAAAUGCUGAUAAUCGUCAGGGAAUUGAUGCCAAGGACCUGAGUUUGGUCCCAGAUUUGGUGCUUCCUCAUAAGUUCAAGAUGCCGGAAUUUGAGAAGUACAAUGGGACUACUUGCCCUGAGGCCCAUAUCACCAUGUUCUGUAGGCGGAUGACCGGCUAUGCCCCAUUCAUUACUCAUAUGUUUGGAAGUACCACUAAGAGCUUUGCUGAUAUAGUUAUGGCAGGGGAAAUGAUUGAGAACGCCAUAAGGGGUGGUAAGAUAGAGGGGGAAACUGCUAAAAGAUCGGCCCCAAGAAGGAAAGCUAAUGAGGGAUCUGGUACGAGACAAAACUCUGAAAAGGUCCCAUUCAUGCCUAUCCCAGUGACGUACCAGGAGCUUUAUCAAAGUUUAUUUGAUGCGCAAGCAAUAGCUCCUUUUCAUUUGAAACCACUGCAACCUCCAUAUCCCAAAUGGUACGAUGCAAACGCCAAAUGUGAAUAUCAUGCAGGGAUAUUGGGGCAUUCGAUCGAAAAUUGCACCGGCUUUAAAAAAGUAGUGGAAAGACUUAUCAAGAUGGGGGUCGUAAAAUUUAACAACACUCCUAGUACAGAGAACUCGUUGCCGAAAAAUGGUGAUCAGGGGGUAAACGCAAUUGGGGAAGCUAGUAUGAGAAGGAUUAAAGAGGACAUGGCCGAGGUAAGAAUGCCGAUGAAAGUAAUUUGGGAAGAAAUGAUGAAAAAAAAGAUGAUAAUCUCUGAAAAAGGAAAUAAAGGAGCGAGGGACUACUGCGAGUUCUAUGCAGAAGAGGGAUACAAGAUCCAGGAAUGUGAUGAGUUUAAGGCUUUGGUACAAAGCCUUAUGGAUAAUAAGGAGCUGGAAUUUUAUGAAGCUGGCUCAGAUGAGGGACAUGUAUGCGCAAUGGAAGGUGAACCAAAGAAUCAAAGAAUCAACCGGCCAAGGAUCAUUAUUUUUCUACCAAGGAAUAAUGAAGUUGAGACACAAACAGCGUCGAAAGUCAUUAUUCACAAACCCUCUUCCUUUCCUUAUAAGGAUAACAAGAGGGUACCCUGGAAUUAUGACUACAAUGUGACAAUGCCGGAGAGAGAAUAUAUAGUUAGUACUUCUAAGGAGGCUCAAGUUGAAUAUUCCUACACACGUAGUGGGAAGUGUUAUGAUGCGGGAGGCAUCAGAGUUGAGCCUAUGAAAGUGAAAGCCUUUGAUAUUGAGAAGAAGAAUGGUCGUAUAUCAGUGUUGGCUUUGCUUCUGAGUUCAGAGGUACAUCGUGAGACAUUAAUGAAGGUGCUCAACGAGACUUACAUUACUAAUGAUAUAUCCGUCAACAAGUUGGAUCGAUUGGUUUGUAACAUAAGCACAAACAACUUCAUUUAUUUCAAUGAUGAUGAAAUCCCACCUGGUGGCAUGGGAUCAGCUAAAGCUUUGUACAUCACCACUCGCUACAAAGGAUAUACAUUGCCGAGUGUGCUUAUUGAUAAUGGGUCAGCCUUAAAUGUCCGGCCAUUGUCCACAUUGAACAGAUUGCCUGUAGACAGUUCUCACAUGAAAACAUGCCAUAAUGUAGUGAGAAAAUUCAAUGGCACGGAGAGAAAGGUCAUGGGAAGAAUUAAUAUCCCUUUGAUGAUCGGGCCAAACACGUAUGAGGUAGACUUUCUAGUGAUGGACAUCAAGCCUUCUUAUAAUUGCUUGUUGGGAAGGCAUUGGAUACAUUCGGCAGGAGCGGUGCCCUCAUCUUUGUACCAAAAAUUGAAGCUAGUAAUAGACGGACGGCUGGUCACCAUAAAUGUAGAGAAAGACAUCAUAGCAGCAGUUACCAGUGACGCGCCCUAUGUAGAGGUGAACGAGGAGGCCGUUGAGUAUGACAGUGAGGAAAGGAGCCUUGCCAGGAAAAGGAUUGAGAAGAUAUCUCCAAGGAGGGAUUCAAGUUCCAGAACUAAAGGAAAAGAGAGACCAUUUUGGCUUGGGUUUCAGAACAGAUCACAGGCAGAGGAGGAAGAAAAUAAAGAAGUGUCAAGAAAGAAGAAUGGCACAUUUAAGUGGAAGAGAAGUAGAGUGGGAAUCGAUGACGUUCCCUCAUAUAUCCCAGAACUUUAUAUCAAGAGGGAUAAUUCACCCUAA
Messenger RNA from Gossypium arboreum, 2469 nucleotides. RefSeq lists its product as uncharacterized. The transcript is spliced from 5 exons. The record is from RefSeq and is a predicted model, not a curated record. NCBI's taxonomy places the organism in Eukaryota, Viridiplantae, Streptophyta, Magnoliopsida, Malvales, Malvaceae. The coding region runs from base 1 to 2469 and encodes 822 amino acids.